AUGGCGUCAAGCGUCUCCUUCACCGGGAGAUACGCGCGCUACAAGCAAGGUACAGACAGGCUCGUGGAGUGGCUCGCGCGGAAAGCCAAUCAGUGCUGCGACAUCACUCUGAUCGUACGCUCCUUAUCACGUUCCAGUUCGCAGAGGGAGAAAGCACUCAAGUCAAUAGAGCUGAGCACUGCUCAGACGCUGUUGUUUGCAGAAGCAAUCGCCGCGGUCAGACCUCCCGUUUAUGUUCCAAGUGAGGUCCUCGACCUUGUUCGAGAAGUCAUCCGCCUACGCCAGCUGUCUGCAGACGAGCAUGCGGCAGACUCGAUCGCACAGAGCCAGGAAAUAAGCCAGUCUGAUCAUGGCCAUCAACACUUCAUUGGUGUUCUUCGGAGGAUCCUCCGCCUUCUCGAAUUGACGCAAACCACGCGACCAGAGUUCACAGAGGAGAAGACAGCGAAAGCAGCCGGCAAGAAGAAAGGCAACAAGAGUGGCAAGAGGGGAAAUAAUGCAAAUACGACAGACCUCGAAAACGUCUUCGAAUGUCUGGACCUAGAAGAUACCAAGUUCGACGCUGAUAGUGGCACUGCCACCACAGCCUCAGCCACGCAUGCUCGAAUUAAUAUUUCGCACAUUGAGUUCAAGCUCGAAAAGCAGAACGAAGACUUGGAAUUUGCGCUUUGGUGCCACCUUGAAGACUUGUACAGCGUGCGUAAGCUUGUUCAUCAAACAUGGAUUGAAUAUGUCCAAGGAAAAAUGAGUUUUGACGCGGCGAGCAUCAUCACAGAGGCGGCUUUUGGGCUAGUCAGAUGUGCUGACGAUGAAUUCGGCGCCCUCAAUCCUCUGUUCGAUGAGUACGACAAGAUCCUGGUCUUUCUGGAUGUGAAGCGAAGCGAUGUUAUGUACUUCGAGGAGAAAGUGGUCCUCUCCUUCAUCAGCCACAGUACGGAUUACUCUCCAAAGCGGAAACAGGAAUGGCCCUCUAACGCGCUCGAGCUACUCUGUCCGGCCGCCGCUCAUCUCAUGGAUCUACAUCUAACGAACUCCGCCCGAUGGGACCUCAACUUCAAGAACCAUAAUACUGGAAACCCCAUGCAGCCUCGGUCAUUGUACGAGGAGCACUAUAUUCCGUACCACAAGUUUGGUGAAGUCAUCUUGAACAGCGUGGGGAGAUUUUCCUUCGCUUGGCUGAGCUAUGAAGACUCUGGUCGCCUCGACGAACUCGUAACGCAGUUGGGGUGUCUUGACCGUUGCCGAACCUGGGCGGUAGUCUCCUUUGCAAUGUACAUGGACGUAUUCGACAUUCUGGGACCGGACAACCCGACAGGUCUCAAGCUAGCUAAGGACUCACUUGCCAAAUUCCAGACCUUGCUCGAGACACAGAAGGUUCGCCAGCCAAGGGAUGUGCAUUCAGCCGUCCUGAAAGACCUGGACAGAGCAGCGCGAAUGAUGGAGCUGGAGACUGACGGGUGGGAUCGAGGCGAUUGUUCUUCGCCCGCCUUCUUCCGACAACGGUCGGCGAAUUUGAAAUCGCAGAACGCGUUCGCUACAGGCUUGGAACGUAAAUUGCCUGUGUACGCUGGUGCUACUGCCUUUGGGAUGAAGGCGUGGAUGAUGAGGAAUCGCGCUUGCCACGGGUCGAAUGAGCGAUCACUCAGCCUUCAUUGCAUGGCCUACCUCUACAAGGUCGCUCGUCGUAUCGGACUGCUGUCACUCGAUUGGCAAGACAUGGAAUUCCUCAUUGCAUCACAGACAGAGGUCGGGCCCUUGGUACCGAAGCUCACUAGUACUUGCAAGGUGCGCCAGUACACUAUAGCUUUUGAAGCAGUUCUUGGUCUGAACACCAAGUUUAAUUUGCGCUUCAAUAAAAAGUUGACAACGAACGUCUUCACGGGAAGCCUAAAGUACAUCCAGGUGGGUGCAAAGUUUAUCGAUGAGUGGCUAGGAUGUACGAGAAAACGCAACGGUGUUUCCACGGGAAAGAUGAUUGAGGUCCUUCUCCAUCAGAUGGCUUCAGAAGAAGCCCAUGAAGCUGGAACGUCGCGAUCCGCAAAGGCAUCCCAGGAGCGCGAGACAUUCACUCCGCAAGAGCUUCUCAGCAUAUUCAAGAAAAGUCUCAUCCGCGAAGAGCCGCUCUUGAACUUUGAGUACUAUGAGUUCUUCCUCGAAUGCGAGAAAGUACUUACACAAAUUGCCGGUGCCCUGAAAGAGAAGCUCCCCAGCCACAUCACCGCUUUGUCGCAGAUCACAUGGAAGAUACUGGUGGACGCCGAGCAUUACGAUAGCAAGGGUACAUUGCCGGCUUCGUCGUGGCUGCAUGCCGCUGUCGGACCUCUCCAACAGAUGAUCAGCGACCACGGCAAGGACUUCGUCAAGAAAGCAUAUGACCAGAGCAGUGGACAUAUUCCCAAGCAUCUCUGGCCGGAGUGCGGAAGACCCUAUUCAGACUUGAAAGCACUGCAGAAGAAAAUGGCCGAGCCACUUGAGCGCGCGGGAACGAGAGUUGCGUACACAGGCAGGCUGGUGUCUAUCCACCAUCCCAAGCUUACCACAUCGGAUAUUAAGCAGCUAGCAAGCAGCGCGCAAGUUCCGGAAGGUCAGGUGCCGCAUCUUCCGAGCUACAUGAUUCAAGAAGAGGACGAUGAUGCCGAGCAUGAGAGCCACGACGCUGGAGGAGACGUGGAAUGGAAAGUUUGGCACCCGUGGGACACAAAGAACGCUGCGGCGCAAUCUCAGGUUGCUCGCGAAGAGACGGAGUAG
Molecule: messenger RNA, 2748 nt
Organism: Lecanosticta acicola
Lineage: Eukaryota; Fungi; Ascomycota; Dothideomycetes; Mycosphaerellales; Mycosphaerellaceae
Source: the annotation of a GenBank genome assembly